Molecule: messenger RNA, 435 nt
Organism: Homarus americanus (American lobster)
Lineage: Eukaryota; Metazoa; Arthropoda; Malacostraca; Decapoda; Nephropidae
Product: pre-mRNA-splicing factor cwc2-like
Exons: 2
Coding region: 1-435 (144 amino acids)
Source: RefSeq, a predicted model, not a curated record
AUGAAGAAGUUAUCACUCUUCGUCAUUACAAACACAGAACACCUCACAUGUUACACAAGGCAGCGUGGACGGGCGAAGCAGGGGCGGAAGGGAGACAUCCAAGGGCAGAAAGAAGACAACCAGGAGCAGAAAGAAGACAACCAGGAGCAGAAAGAAGACAACCAGGAGUGGAAAGAAGACAACCAGGAGCGGAAAGAAGACUACCAGGGGUGGAAAGAAGACAGCCAGGAGUGGAAAGAAGACAACCAGGAGCGGAAAGAAGACAACCAGGAGCGGAAAGAAGACAACCAGGAGCGGAAAGAAGACUACCAGGGGUGGAAAAGAAGACUACCAGGUGGAAAGAAGACCGGUGGAAGAAGACAAGGAGCCAGGGGGACUGGAAAAAGGCAACCAGGAGCGGAAAAGACAGCCAAGACAGCCAGGGUGGAAAGAUAG